AUGACUAUUAUUGGACAGUGGUAUGGCACCCAUACGACUGAAGACAAAGUGCCAAAAAAGCACUUGACCAUCAAGUUCUGCAAUCUUGAAGAUGAUCUCAAGGCUGCCAUCUCUUAUUUAUCAUCUAAGAGCACCGCUAACAUGGCAGGCACUACUACCUUCACCUUGGAUAGCUUCGAUUCUAAUGAUGACUUAGACGACUCAGACAAUGACAUAGAUGGCUGA
Heterobasidion irregulare TC 32-1 is the source of this 225-nucleotide messenger RNA. RefSeq lists its product as uncharacterized. The transcript has 2 exons. The record is from RefSeq and is a predicted model, not a curated record. The coding region runs from base 1 to 225 and encodes 74 amino acids. NCBI's taxonomy places the organism in Eukaryota, Fungi, Basidiomycota, Agaricomycetes, Russulales, Bondarzewiaceae.